This is a messenger RNA of Physcomitrium patens, 2883 nucleotides long. Lineage: Eukaryota; Viridiplantae; Streptophyta; Bryopsida; Funariales; Funariaceae. The record is from RefSeq and is a predicted model, not a curated record.
CCGUCUAACGAACGAACAGACGGACGAACUGAAGGACGGACGGAAGGACGGCCGCUGUGGGAGGUCCGCAUUGCGGUGCUAUGGCGAUCGCACUCCGCAUUCGCAACAUUGUCUUUGUUUCGGGAAAACUGGCUGAAACCCACUCAUUUGUUGUGAGUGGGUUCUCACCAGGGAGGAAGACGGAGCCCGCCUUUCGUGAAUAGGUGGGAUGAUGGGUGGAAUGACGUUAGGGGCGGUUUACGGAAGCGAGGGUUUGUGCUUGCAGUGGUUGUCGUUGUGAACGCUGACGAGGAGAGGUAACCUUGGGCGUCGAAUACAACGCCAGAUACGCAAUUUGGAGUCACAGACUCCUCCCUCUCCCUAAAACUGUGUGGUCUGUUUCUUCUCGAACUUUGGUGUGGAAUUUGUUUGAGUGUGUUAUUCGUGUGCUAACCUGUCCACUCACGGUUUCUCUUGAUUUCUUAUUUUCAUUUUUUCUCUAUUUUGCAGCACUUGCGAACCACGACGUGUUUUAUGAGGUAUACAUCCAUGUCGAGCGUCAUGAGCUCCACCAAUGCUAGCUCGGGGCAUUCCAGUUGUGAGACAAUAUACAGUACCGAUGAAAGCGACGAUGAUGAUUGUCAGGUAUUGUGGUCGCGCCCACCACCGAGGGAAACUGUUUCAGCAGCCACAUCGAAUAAAUCUCAAAGUUCCUCGUGGUCGGAUUGGGAGGUCAGAUCAUGUAGGAAAAGGCCUAGGAAUGGAAAAAUAAGGAAUGGUUACUUGGCACCUGAUAUCGUUGAAGAUUCCCAACAAAACCUUCGCAGGCAGUGGGAGGAAGCUACACUUCGGCGUCGAACAUGCCCUCCCAUGCAGAGUGAGGGGUCUAAAGCUGGCACAUAUGGUUGGGACCCUCGGCCACCACAAUCAGCAAGAUUUCGAAGAGAAACUGAUUCAUCCGCAACUUUAGGUGGGGACUCUCCAGCGGCGGAAACGGUUCAGUCGAAUGGCAACGUCAGUCCAGCGAGAGAUCUUAGCUUUCCGAACCUGUCGGAGGGUACCUCCACGUCUUCAGAUUCGGUGGUUCAGACUCCAGAGGUCGAACCUACGGAGCAUGACAACACAGAACAUGACGAAGUUGCGUCUGGGAGCAGAAAGCCUGCUGCAUCUGUCUUUGCAGCCAAAUAUCAUGCUUCUGCUAAGAGAAGCUAUCCCGUCUUUGCAGCAGAUGACCAAGAGUUACAUGAAACGUCAAGUAAUUCGGUCUUUCCCAAUGGUGAGAAUAUCUUGAUCUUCAACAUGCAUGCCGCUAGGGCAUCAUGUUCAACCGAUGUUAGAAAAGGCUGCAAGAGACGGCUUGGGCCAGAUGACAUCCACGAUGCUCCUGCGAACCAUUUUACAUUCCGCAGUAACGGGACUGAUGGAGCAAGCACGAGUGGGCAAGUGGCACAGGGCACGGCUGGCGUAAAGCACAUGGACGUUGAUAAUCAAAGUAACAGAGAUUCCGGGGGACUGGAACCUGCUUCUGAUUUUGCAGCAGGGCAGGACUUAGUGGGAGCGCGUGAGAAGCUAAAAGAAACUACUGAUUUUAAGCUGGCGGAUGAAGCAGAGUGGGCAAAUCGAAUGCAGGAGUUGCAGAAACAGGCUCUAGAGGCUCAAAGAUUGCGCGAGCGCAAGAGGGCUGAAACCGAACGGAAGAAUGAGGUUGAACUACGGCAGAAGCAGAGACUGGAGGAGAUUCGUCUUACGCAGCAGAGGGAGGAAAAGAACAUGGGAAUGAAGGACCAGCUGCGUGGCAAGGUGCAGGCUGAUCUUGAGCGCUUGGCUUCAGAGUGCAGGGAUAUGACCUCAUUGCUUCGCCGCCUCCAGAUUCCUGUCGAAGGUGGUAAAUAUCCAUCUGCGCAACAGGUUAAUGCAGCCUACAAGAAGGCCCUUCUUAGAUUUCAUCCUGAUCGAACCUCUGCAAUUGCUCAAGGUGAUCCUAAGCGUCAAGUGGAAGCCGAGGAGACAUUUAAGCUCAUCACUCGUAUGAAGCCAAUACUGAAGCCUAGCAUCAUGCUCACUGCAAUGACUGCUAGAUGAUCAUGGGUACGAGGAUUGCGGCAUAAAAUUUCUAUUAAUAAGUUUGCUCUUCGAAGGUUAAGGCUGCCAUUUGGUUCUGAGAAGAACAGAGCUUUGGAACAUCAGAAAACCCCUCCUGAUACAUCGACUCUGCCGAUCCUUAAUUUCUUGCUGAUCUCUGCCACUCGUCUCUCUCAGUCGGCGUUGGAACUGAACUUUAUAAUUCAGUCGAGUCUGAUGUCCAAGAUGGAGGAAUGGGAUCAACGUACUUGUGUUUUACGUCAAAUUUAUUGGACUACCUGGCUUCGUCUGCUUGAUUGAUCUACCUUGCGGAUUUCGAAUGAGAUUCGAUUGUCAUUCGGCCCAUGUGAAGCAGACUUGGUUCUAGGAAAGAAAAUACUACAAAAUGGCUUGCGAGGCCACAGGAGCCUUGCUCAUCUUCUUUCUCGACCCUAGUGUAAUCAAUAUUCUCAGGUUGCACCGUGGCUGGAGGCAACGCAUGUGAAUUGCGUUUAGCAGCAUUUUCGGAAUUGAUUAAUGGUAGCAGUGAACGACUUAGGUGUAGACAACUACCAGUGAAAGCCAGCUGAAGAGUGUUCUGCAAGGUAGAACCUUCCAAGUUCUAAUAGUCCUGCACUUUGAUAGACAUUCUGAGACAUAGAAUUGCCGUGACUUGUGCCCUAGCCUCUGGUCAAAUCCGCUUGCAUCGAUGUGGCUUAAUUUUUUUGCUUUUGCUGAUAUACAUGGCACGCCAAGAGCUUAGUAUCUGUUCGCAAUUUUAUUUAUCGCAGAGCAGUUGUAAUAUUAAUAUGCAUCUUCUUCCUUUGAUACGACUGCUUUUAA